AUGCUCCUGGACAAUGCAAUUCUCCCUUGGAAAGGUGCAGAAGGCACAGACACCAUCAGCAUCCCCAUCACCACCAACACAACACCAGAUGUACCCCCUCCCACUUUGUCUGCCCCUCCCUCUUCCCCUCCUCCUGCCCCUCCCUCUUCCCCUCCUCCUCCCUCUUCCCCUCCCCCUCAUGCCUCCACCCCAAUGGCAAAAAUCGAGGACCCUGCGAGCUCAGCAACCCCCCCGCUUCUUGUUGUGUCAUUGGCUUCAAGCAAUGGGCUGCUGAACACCAAGCACAUGAAUGCAAAGCAUGCAAAUGUGAGCAAGCCUAAGAGGGCCUUGCUGUCACCGUCACUGUCUGCAUCACCACCAUCACCAUCACCAUUGCCGUUCCUGCUGCCCACACAGCCGCCAGCAUGGGGCAUUGGAUUUUUGGUUGUGAAUGCUGCCAUGGCCUAG
Molecule: messenger RNA, 447 nt
Organism: Dacryopinax primogenitus
Lineage: Eukaryota; Fungi; Basidiomycota; Dacrymycetes; Dacrymycetales; Dacrymycetaceae
Exons: 1
Coding region: 1-447 (148 amino acids)
Source: RefSeq, a predicted model, not a curated record